AUGGAUGACUUGCAUCCCGGCUACGCGCAUUUCAUUGGCCACCUCUGCACGCUCGCGUCUGCGUGUCUGCCGCCGUUCAUCUGCAUUUCCGACCCAAACAAUCCGCGCAUCACCGCGUCUGUCGUGGAUGCUGUAUUCCGCGACGUCCCACAAGACUCACACUUUCCUCCAAUACGCUAUGCUCGCGUUAACGCAGUCGCCUGCUUUCAUGCACGCGUUUUCUACGAUACCAUCCUCAACGCUCUCGCUGGGUGGGAGCCCUCAUGGGAAAGUGGAUGUCAGACGUGGCCGGGAGAGGACGGCGUGAAAUAUAACGAUAGCAUCGACAGUUUUCUUCACGGUCUCAGAAGACUCUCUGCGGAACAUGGAACCAACUUGCCGAUUAGGAACAAGGGCAAAGGCAAGACAUCUCCCACUGAAGAACCCUCCAUGGUCAUCUUUAUCGAACGUGCCGAAAGAUUGUGUGAGAAUCUACCCGAACUCAUCGUUCCCCUCUCGCGUUUGGCUGAAUUGGCGCGUGUCAGGGUUAAUGUCAUCUUGUUGUCAUCUAUGUGUUGGGAGGAUCUCCGGCCACCACUUGGGGCUGCACCGGACCCCUACUUUCUGGAUGUCGAGCCAUUAACGAAACAAGACAUUAUUCAACGACUUGUAUCUGCAUUCCGGGAAACAUCCGAGGUCCUCGCGUCGUCUGGGGAGCCAAGCAUGACCUACCAUCCAGGCUUGUUAUCGUUCUACGAGCACUACGCGGAAAUGAUAUAUGGGACCGUCUCUCUCUACACGAACGAUCCCAUCGAACUUCAAUACAUCGCUGCAGCACGUUGGCCUGGUUUCGUCAAACCAGUAGUCUGGCAACAAGACGGCGAUCACUCAAACGGGGACCACGAACUUGACAUCCAGCUGCCAAACACGGACGGUCGUUUGCGGUUGUUCAAAUACUUCUCAUCGUCGUUUACUCGUGCAUUGGAGGCGCUCUAUCCGCGUCUGACAAAUGCUGCAGACUGGGCCUCGGAGAACGACUACGAUCCCACGGACGGUCUGCCUGAGGUACAACCUGGAAACGAGAGGCAGAAAGCAAGGACAUCGAAUCCCAGGACAGCAAAUUUGCCUCGGAUAUCCAAGUUCAUUCUCGUUGCAGCGUUCUUGGCAUCGACUAAUCCGGCGAAGAGCGACAUGAGAAUGUUCGGCAGAUGCGCGUCAGAGCGGAAGAAAAGACGACGUAAGAAUACGUCGUCAACAAAGGGAGGUUCAAACAAAAAUUCCGCUGUAGGUCCGACCCACCGUUCCUGGCUUCAGCGGACAUUAACACUACUGGGCCCUUCUGCGUUCCCACUGGACCGGUUACUAGCAAUCCUUGGGUCCCUGCUAGAGGAACAUGACCUUGACUCGUGGCCAUUCGACCAUCGAUUCGUGCUGCCAGGGGAAUACACGGAUAUGGAGAUUGGUCGAAUACAUGUCACGGAGCUCGCGUUCAUGCGGGCCCUGCACCGGAUGAGUCCGAUGGAGAAGUUGGAUGGGCCACCUAUGUUCAAGUGUGGAAUAUCAUACGAGGUAGCAUUGGCGCUUGCCAAAGACACACCCUUAAUGCCCGACGAGUACGAAUACGGGAACGCGCAAGAAUACCCGCUACAGAGGUUGGAUGCAGAGGGAAAGCUCUCGCUCGGCCCCUCAGAUGACGAGGAGAAGGAGUUGCAGCAGCGCAGACGACCGCUGAGCCCAGAUUCACAUCUUACCUCACGCUAUUCAUCCGACUUCGACGACCCCAACCUCGACAUCGACGACCCAGACGAGCUCGAUGACGACUCGCCGUAUCCUGAGGUCCGCGCUGCGGUAGCUAACACUGACGACCCAUCUAUACCCGCCGUGACACUACGAACUUGGGUACUCGGCUUGGCAUGGGCGGUCAUCACGUCCGGCCUGAACCAGUUCAUGUUUUACCGAUACCCUUCCGUCGCUAUCAGCUCUUUCGUUCCACAACUGUUGUCCUUCCCGAUGGGAAAACUAUGGGCCCGAUAUAUGCCACGAAUACGAAUAUUCGGUGUAUCACUAAAUCCUGGUCCCUUCUCCAUGAAGGAACAUGUGCUAAUAACCAUAAUGGCUUCCGUUGGAGCACAGUCAGCUUACGCGACCGACAUCAUUGCUGUACAACGUGUAUACUAUAAUCAAAUCUACAGUUUCAGCUAUCAAUGGUUUCUGGUAGUGUCUACCCAACUGAUAGGGUUCUCUGCCGGCGGUAUCGCUCGUCGAUUUCUCGUGUCGCCGCCCAGCAUGAUAUGGCCGUCGUCUCUCGUCACAUGCGCACUGUUCAACACGCUUCAUUCACAACAAUACGCCGGCGCGGGACAACUCGGCGGCCUAAGUCGAGGGCGUUUCUUCCUGCACGCGUUUCUAGUCGCGUUCGUAUGGUACUUCUUCCCAGGAUACUUGUUCCAAGCACUGUCGUAUUUUUCAUGGGUGACUUGGAUAUGGCCAGAUAAUGCAGUGAUUGCUCAACUGUUCGGCUAUGUGCAUGGUAUGGGAAUGUCUAUUAUUACCUUCGACUGGGCCCAGAUCGCGUACAUUGGGUCACCUCUGGCCACACCAUGGUGGGCAGCAGCAAAUGUUUUGAUGGGUUUUGUUAUCUUCUACUGGAUCGCGACCCCCAUACUAUACUUCACGAACACGUGGGAUUCACUUUACAUGCCAAUACAGUCGCGACUGGUAUAUGAUAACUUGGCACAGCCGUACAAUGUUACCCGAGUAUUGACGAACCAGAUCAUCUUCGACGAGGCAGCUUACGAUGCAUACAGCCCGCUUUUCAUGUCGACCUGUUUUGCCAUGUCCUAUGGCUUAGCCUUUGCAACAAUCACGGCAACAUUGACCCACACAUUCUUGUAUUUUCGGAAACAAAUCAUGAUGCAAGCUCGGCGAUCACUGGCGGAACAACCCGAUAUCCACGCUCGUCUUAUGAGUCUGUACCCGCAAGUUCCGGAUUGGUGGUAUCUUAUCUUGUUCGUGGUGAUGUUUGCCUUGGGAGUUAUCAGCUUCGAGGUGUGGCCGACGCAUUUACCUGUGUGGGCGUUCGUGGUAGCGCUGCUCAUCGCGUUUACCUAUGUCAUACCUUGCGGGAUGAUACAGGCGAUAACGAACCAGCAAGUCGGCCUUAAGUGGGUAGUUCAUUUGAGUUCUUUGCCAGGGCACUUAUCACUCCUCAGUGUUAUUACGGAGCUAAUCGUAGGAUACGCACUACCAGGUCGACCAAUCGCAAUGAUGAUGUUCAAGACGUGGGGAUAUAUCGUAUCGCUGACUUUUGCAUCUGACUUCAAGCUCGGCCACUAUAUGAAAAUUCCUCCGCGUAAAAUGUUCUGGUGUCAGGUAGUAGCUGCUAUGGUCGCUGCAACCACACAAUUAGGCGUUCAAUCAUGGAUGUUUAGCAAUAUACCCGACAUGUGUUCGGUAACCCAAAAGGACGGGUUCACUUGUCCGUACACUCAAGUAUUCGGAACGGCUUCUAUCAUAUGGGGUGUCGUGGGUCCCGCACUUCAGUUUUCCAGCGGACGUCGCUAUCAGUGCGUAAAAAUUGUCGAGACUUUGUUGUUAGUGGUAACGCUGAUUUGCCUUCCCACCCUACUCUAUUUCUUCGUCAUCGGUGCUAUCGCACCCGCUAUACCUUUGCUCUUGAUGAAAAAGUGGCCAAAUAGUUUCCUACGAUACGUUAACCCAGUAUUUUUCAACGGAACGUCCCUUAUACCCCCAGCGACCGCGCUUAAUUUCGUACCUUGGGCGUUGGUCAGCUACAUAUUCCAAAAUGUCAUUCGAAGACAUAAUUUCCCUUGGUGGGCCAAGUACAACUACGUGCUAUCAGCCGCUCUCGAUUCGGGUCUAGCUGUGUCAGUACUGGUGAUAUUUUUCACGUACGUGGUUCCAUCCACCUCCCUCAUCGGAGUGAGUCUGCAGCAAUGGUGGGGGAACACGGUGUUCAGGCACAGCGCCGACGGUCGAGGAAUACCCGUUCGACAGCUCGCUACUGGACAAACAUUUGGUUGA
This is a messenger RNA of Pisolithus orientalis, 4023 nucleotides long. Its product is annotated as OPT oligopeptide transporter protein-domain-containing protein. The transcript has 39 exons. Gene Ontology annotation, molecular function: oligopeptide transmembrane transporter activity. The record is from RefSeq and is a predicted model, not a curated record. The coding region runs from base 1 to 4023 and encodes 1340 amino acids. Gene Ontology annotation, biological process: transmembrane transport. NCBI's taxonomy places the organism in Eukaryota, Fungi, Basidiomycota, Agaricomycetes, Boletales, Pisolithaceae.